Messenger RNA from Solea senegalensis (Senegalese sole), 2172 nucleotides. Its product is annotated as tripartite motif-containing protein 16-like. The record is from RefSeq and is a predicted model, not a curated record. The transcript is spliced from 4 exons. The coding region runs from base 1 to 2172 and encodes 723 amino acids. Lineage: Eukaryota; Metazoa; Chordata; Actinopteri; Pleuronectiformes; Soleidae. Gene Ontology annotation, molecular function: zinc ion binding.
AUGGCUGCGGGAACAUGUGAAAGAAUGCGCCGGUUUCCAAAGAAGAGCAGAGGAAAAGUACGUAGCGGUCGAGUCCAGGAGACUGGACAAAGAAGCACAACAAGAGACAGAGAGAGAAACUCAGAUGAGGCUCUCUCACAGAGAGUUCAGCUGCAGCACGAGAACUUCUUUUGUCCAAUCUGUCUGGAGCUUCUGAAGAGACCAGUGACGACUCCCUGUGGACACAACUUCUGUCUGGACUGUAUUAAGACCUACUGGGAUGGGAUGACGAUCUACAGCUGUCCUCAGUGUAGAAAGACCUUCAUGCCGAGACCUGAACUAAUGAAAAACACCAUGUUAGCAGAUUUAGUGGAGGAGCUGAAGAAGACUGAAGUUCACACUGCUCCUGCUGAUCACUGCUAUGCUGGAGCUGAAGAUGUGGCCUGUGAUGUCUGCACUGGCAGGAAAUACAAAGCUCUGAAGUCCUGUUUGGUUUGUUUGGCCUCUUACUGUGAGGAACAUCUCCAGCCUCAUCAUCAGUCACCUCCAUUUAAGAAACACAAGCUGGUGGAGCCCUCCAAGAACCUCCAGGAGUACAUCUGCCCUCUUCAUGACGAGGUGAUGAAGAUGUUCUGCCGCACUGAUCAGCAGUGUAUCUGUUAUCUCUGCUCUGUGGAGGAACAUAAAGACCACGACGCAGUCUCAGCUGCAGCCGAAAGAACGCUGAGGCAGAGAGAGCUGGAGCUGAGUCUUCAGCAGAGACUCCAGGACCGAGAAGAAGAUGAGAAGGUGAUGCAUCAGGAGUUGGUGGCUCUCAAUAUCUCUGCUGAUAAAGCAGAAGAGGACUGUGAGAGGAUCUUCACUGAGAUGAUCCAACUGCUGCAGAGGAGAAGCUCUGAUGUGAAACAGAAUAUCAGAUCCAAGCGAGAAACUGAAGUGAGUCGGAUCACUGAGCUGAAGAGAGGAGAUCCUAAACUGAAGCAGCUCUCGCUUACACACAAUCACGCCCACUUUCUCCUCAACUACCGCUCACUGUCAGCUCUCAGUCCAUCUGCACACUCGUCCACCAUCAAUGUCCAACCUCAGAGAUACUUUGACGACAUGAUCGCCGCUGUGGCAAAGGGCAGAGGUCAACUACAGGACGUCCUGACUGAUACGUGGGCAAACAUCUCAUGGAUAGAGACACGAGUGGAUGAUUUACUGCCACAACCAGAACCAAAGACCAGAGCUGAAUUCCUCAGAUAUUCACAGGAAAUCACACUGGAUCCAAACACUGCUCACCGAUGUCUGUCCUUAUCUGAGGGAAACAGAAAAGUCAAGUUCAUGGAGAGAGAUCAUUCUUAUCCUGGUCAUGCAGACAGAUUCACCGAUGUGAGGCAGGUCAUGAGCAGAGAAAGUCUGACCGGACGUUGUUACUGGGAGAUGGAGUGGGACGGGUUGAUCGGAGUGAACGUUGCAUUGACGUACAAGAACAUUGGCCGAGCAGGGAGAUCGGAACAAUGUGACUUUGGCAACAACGACAACUCGUGGGCUCUGGUUUGUUUCCACCACGGCUGUACCUUUAUUCACCGUUGCGUCAAAAUGGAAGUGUCUCGCGGUUGGUCCUCUAGAGUAGGAGUUUACCUGGACCACAGAGCAGGUCUCCUGUCCUUCUAUGGAGUCUGUGACACCAUGACUCUGCUCCACAGAAUCCACACCACGUUCACGCAGCCGCUCCACGCUGGAGUCGCGCUUCAUUUACCUGGAGACAGAGCUCACUUCUAUGACACACCAAGUACUCUGCCUUCUGUUCUACCUGCAUACUCUGCCUUCGUAGCCGGUCCAAGAUGGCUCUCUUCAGCUGGGCGAAGUUGUGACAGAGAAGCUGCUGGCAGGCUGUGCGUGGCCAGCUGCGCCACCCCAGUAAGCAGGGGAAGCAGUUGGACUGCCCUCUCCUCCUCGGGCCACCCACACGCCUCCGCCAUGCCCUCGAAGAUGUCCAGGAACGCCUCCGGAUUAUCCUCCGCGGUCAUACGUUGUAGGGCGACAGGCGGAGGCCCUACAGCCCUGGGUGGCCGGGCGCUGCAGCAGCUCCCACAGGAGAGCACGGUCAUCCUGCUGGGCCGCCGCGAUGUCUGCAAGGACCUGGGACUGCUGCUGCUGAAGUGUGGUGGUGCUCUCCUGCAUCGCAGUGAGGUGCUGAAGUGCCAGUGA